AUGGUGGUUCAUUGCUAUGCCAAUGGUUUGAUAACAGUGGAUGUUCAACAUUUUAAGUUAGAGAAAAGUCCAGACACCCUCCAUGAUGAAAUAACGACCGCUAAGAACUUGGAGACGAGGAUCCGUGAGUCGCUUGGAGACCUUUGCAAGUACAGCAGAUGUUUGCCUGGAGAAAUAACACGAGGGGAGCUAACUCCAUAUUUUUCAUCCGGAAGUGACACCCUUUUUGAAUACGAAAACUUGAAGCUCAUGUUCGAGAAAGAUUCCAAAUUUCAGAACAUCAAAAUCUACCACAAUCCUGAAGUUGGAAAUUUCAUGUGUUUGGAUGAUGAUAUAAUGAUCGGCGAAAGUGACCUUAUUUACACGCAGACGUUACUGGGCAUCGAGCGCAACGAUUUCCGGGAUAAAACGGUUUUGAUUCUAGGGGGAGGAGACGGGGGAAUUAUGUAUGAAUUGCUGAAAGAGAACCCCAAACACGUGCUAAUGGUGGAGAUUGAUCGAGAUGUUGUGCUGGCCUGUAGAACUCAUAUGCGCAAGAUUUGUGAAUCAGCAAUGGAUUCCUUUGAAGGCCCUAACUUCAAGAUUCAAUUCGAAGACUGUUUGAAAGUUCUUCAAGAAUGUCAACAAGACGGCCGGAAGUUUGAUUACGUCAUCAACGACCUCAGCGAAUAUAUAAUCAACGCAGAAAAUACGAAAUUUGCCUAUGAUUUUAAAACAUCGUGCAUCAUUUUAGAGCUGUCCUUAAAGGUCCUCAAUCCACACGGAAAAUACCUGUCUCGGGGCAAUACUGUAAGUGCCACAGAAUUCCUGCGGAAGUAUGAGGACGACAUUAAACAUCUAGGCAUGCAGUUUCAAAAGUCUGAGGUGUAUGUACCGUCAUUCAAAGAGAACUAUUGUUUCUACGAGGUUUGGAGAGUACAAGAAUCGAGAAAAGAAUAGAAGUUUGUGUAAUGAAUGAAAAGGGAAUUCAUGACAAUAA
Messenger RNA from Saccostrea cuccullata (small rock oyster), 979 nucleotides. RefSeq names its product spermine synthase-like. Gene Ontology annotation, biological process: spermine biosynthetic process. The transcript is spliced from 9 exons. NCBI's taxonomy places the organism in Eukaryota, Metazoa, Mollusca, Bivalvia, Ostreida, Ostreidae. Bases 1 to 939 code for a protein of 312 amino acids. Gene Ontology annotation, molecular function: spermine synthase activity. The record is from RefSeq and is a predicted model, not a curated record.